AUGGUCCAUCGCGAGCGCUUCGCCAGUUCGAACGUUACCACGAACAGUCGCUGUUAUUCCCCGUCGACGACCUCCCUAAGACUAGAGCCGCGCGUCGCAGCGGCGCGGCUCUUGCUCGUCGCGGCCGUCGUGGCGCUCUCCGUCCGCGCGAGCUGGGCUGAAGACACCUCUGUAGCGUUUAACGCCGAUCAGAUGGCGGCGCUAGAUGCGCUGAAGGUGGAGUGGGGCGCGUUCUCAUACAGCACCACGUGGACCAGCACGGCGCAGUGCCUGCUGUACCCCAAGUCGCCCAAGGUCGCGGUGCGCUGGGGACUCAACUGCGACGACGCGGGGAACGUCAUCCGCCUUGACCUGCAUGGGCUGGGGUGCGUCGGUUCCUUCGCCAGCAGCAUCAGCAAACUAACCGCGCUCACCAUGCUAGAUUUGAGUUUCAACAGCAUAACCGGGCCCAUUCCAGACUUCAUAUCCACCCUCGAUAAACUCCAAUUCCUGAGUCUCAACUACAUGCCACUAACAGGCUCGUUACCGUCAGGUCUUGCUAACCUGCGCUCUCUCAAUUACCUGGGGGUGUCCAAUGCGCAGCUAACUGGUCCCAUUCCCGCCUCGUUCCGAAAUUUCAAGUCCCUUGAAACACUUGUGCUGGCCUACAACCAGAUGACAGGAGCCCUUGGGGCGCUGCCUUACAUGACACGCCUCAGAGACGUCUACCUCGCCAGCAACGCGUUUACAGGCUCCAUGCCGGCAGCACUGGCCAACGUCGCCUCUCUACACAACAUAGACAUGAGCAACAACCGGCUGUCUGGCAGCAUACCUGCAGCGUAUUCCAAGCUCAGAAACCUCGAGUCCUUUAACAUCAGUGGUAACCAGAUCACAGGCACCAUUCUGGAUGUCUUCACCAGUCGAAACAUCUGGGCUCUUGAUGUAUCUUCCAACGCGUUGACAGGUGCCCUACCCAAGUCCAUAGGCAACCUCCCUCGCAUUCAAUUACUGUAA
Molecule: messenger RNA, 993 nt
Organism: Closterium sp. Naga37s-1
Lineage: Eukaryota; Viridiplantae; Streptophyta; Zygnematophyceae; Desmidiales; Closteriaceae
Source: the annotation of a GenBank genome assembly